Molecule: messenger RNA, 2163 nt
Organism: Didymodactylos carnosus
Lineage: Eukaryota; Metazoa; Rotifera; Eurotatoria; Philodinida; Philodinidae
Source: the annotation of a GenBank genome assembly
AUGGUUGAUCCUGUCAUGGAUCCAGAUGGAAACAGCUACGAACGACGAGCAAUAAACGACUGGCUUAUGAAUAAUUCAACAUCACCAAUCACUCGAAACCCUUUGACCAUCCAUGAUUUAACGCCGAAUCGAGCUUUACGGCAAACCAUUGAACAGUUCAAAGCAGCUAAUAACGUUGUUCCACCUGCUUUAGUAACACCAGCUGCCGUUGAAGCACAACCUGUCGAUGUUGAUCUAAAAGUUAGUGUUAGUUAUGGAGAAAAUUGUGCUUAUGUUUUAGUGAAACCGCCCGUUGGUAUUCGGCGUACCCCGUGUGAUAUUUGUUGUGUAGUUGAUACUUCGGGCUCGAUGCAACUCGAAGUUGAGACAAAAGAUGAGCAAAAUAUGGUGGAAAAAUUUGGUCUAUCUCAGUUGGAUCUCGUCAAACAUGCCCUCAAGACCAUCAUUCAUACGUUGAAUGAACACGACCGUUUGUCAGUAGUUGAAUUUAACCGAAAGGCAACAGUCCUAUUUCAAUUGUUAAAAAUGACUCAGGAUGGAAAGACAAGUGCUCUGGCAGCCAUCGAACGGCUCGAGCCCGAUGGAGCAACAAAUCUGUGGGAUGGACUGAAGAAUGGUCUUGAUAUUCUCUCGAAAGGAUCAACUGAUAAAAGUAAUUCGGCAUUGUUUAUUCUCACAGAUGGCUGUCCGAACGAGGAGCCGCCGAGAGGUCACAUACCGACGUUGAAACGAUAUAAAACAAAAACGGGCUUUUCGUGUACUAUAAACACAUUUGGAUUUGGAUAUACACUUGACAGUCAACUAUUGGAAGAAAUUGCUAUUAUUGGGAAUGGUACAUAUUCAUUUAUUCCUGAUGGUGGUUUUGUCGGCACAAUAUUCAUUAAUGCCCUUAGCAGUCUUCUGACAACUGUUGCCACAAACGCUAGUUUAGAAGUAAAACCUCUGGGAUCAACCGUCUUGGGCGAAAAAUAUGCAGAAUUAUAUGAAACCGAAAAGAUUGACGGUGACGGUUUAAAAAUACACAUUGGUUCCGUUACCUACGAUCAACAAAAAAGCGUCAUUAUACCACUGUUAAGUAGUGCUUCGUCAGUGACCGUUGCACUUAGUUAUACAUCACCGCUCAAGAAAAAAUCUAUCAAAAUUUUGGCUGAUGAAGGAACAAUGGUUGUUCAUGAUCUUGCAAUUGAUCGAUAUCGACUAGAAUUUAUUGAUACAGUCAGAACAGCAAUGAAUUUUAUGAAAACUAAUGAGUUCGAUAAUGCUCAAAAUAUAAUAAAAGCAUUCGGGAAAGGUGUGAAAUCAUCAACGGUUGCAAAUGAUCCGUUUAUUGUUGAUUUAAUGAAAGAUUUGGAGGGACAAGUCACUGAGGCAAUUUCAAAGCAGGAAUGGUUUGAGCGAUGGGGAAAACUGUAUUUGCCGUCACUUACUCGCGCUCACCUCAUGAAAAUCUGUAACAAUUUCAAAGAUCCAGGGGUUCAACAUUACGGUGGUGAAUUAUUCAAUCGUCUCCGGGAUGAAAUUGAACAGAUAUUUAUCAGUCUACCUUCGCCCAAGCCAUCAGCUCGUCCUACAGCUGAACCUGUUCCAAUGGCUGCCUACAUGAACUAUUCAGCAGGCUGUUUUCACGGUAAUUGUAUCGCGACCUUAAAAGAUGGACAGACUAAACCGAUCAAUAAAAUUCAACGAGGUGACAUUUUGAAUGGCGGUGCCCGUGUUGUUUGUGUCGUUGAAACUUUGUGUGAUGGUGGAACGAUUGGUAUGAUUAAAUUUGAUCAGAGUGGUCUACUGAUUACCCCUUGGCAUCCUGUCAGAAUCAAUGGUAAAUGGAGUUUUCCCGACGAUAUUGGAAAAAAAAUCGAAGUGAAGUGUAAAUCGGUUUUCAAUUUAAUAUUAGAUAGCGGACACAUCGCGCUAAUUAAUGGUAUUGAAUGUGUAACACUCGGUCAUGGUUUCAAGGAAGAAGUAGUGGCACAUGAAUACUAUGGUACAACGAAGGUUUUAGAUGAUUUGCGUGAGUUCGAUGAUUUUGAUGAGGGGCAUGUGAUGAUCAAACGCCAGUACAUAAAGCGAGAUCCGAAGACGGGAUUGGUACAUGGAAUGCAACGUGAGAAAAAGGUGAUUACAAUUUUACAAUGCAAUCCGGCCAUUACAUCAGUUUUUUAG